Colletotrichum aenigma is the source of this 1515-nucleotide messenger RNA. RefSeq lists its product as uncharacterized. The transcript has 5 exons. The record is from RefSeq and is a predicted model, not a curated record. NCBI's taxonomy places the organism in Eukaryota, Fungi, Ascomycota, Sordariomycetes, Glomerellales, Glomerellaceae. Bases 1 to 1515 code for a protein of 504 amino acids.
AUGUUGAUCUGGAACGGCACGGGGCCGGUGAAGGACAUGGAGGCGAACAGCACCGACGACGCCUCGUCAGCGGCACCGUGGGAGGGCACGCUGCCGCCCGGCUCGCUUGACAGCCGCGCCGACGUGAUCCUCGCGAUCGGGAUCGUCAUGACCGUCGUUGCGGCUGUGUUCGUCGCGUUGCGGGUGUAUGUGCGGGCGUUCAUGAUUAGGAAAUGGGGGGCGGACGAUACCCUGCUCGCGUCUGCUUUUAUUGCCGUGGUUUUGCACAACUCCAUGUUGUGCGUAGCGACAAGAUUCGGACUCGGGAAGCACGUAUGGAUGAACUCCAUCAACAACCUGAUCAAAGGCCAAAAGAUAUCCCUCUUCGUCAUCAUCGUGUACCAGGUCGCCUUCGUCACCAUCAAAAUCGCCUUCCUCUUCCAAUACCGCCGCGUCUUCCCGUACUCAAAAGUCGAGCUCCUGUGCAACAUCGGCAUCUGCUUCCUCGCCCUCUUCGGGAUCCAGCUCCUGGUCUGCGCCGGCGUCAGCUUCGACCUCAUCUACAAAUACACCUUCUUCGACACGCCGAUCAACGUCAUGAGCUGGUGGAUGGCCAACGCCUCGAUACACCUCAUCACCAAUGUCCUGAUCUUCAUCAUCCCGAUCCCCUUUCUGGGUCGUCUGCAAAUGACGAGGACCCAGAAGCUCGCCCUUAUUGCCAGCUUCGCGCUCGGCCUCCUCACCUGCGCCAUCUCCAUCAUCCGAAUCGCGACCAUCCCCAAAUCCUACCUUUCCAUGGACCAGACAUACAACCAAACUCCUACAAUAGUCUGGUCCAUCGCCGAGCUCUCCGUCGCGAUAAUCUGCUGCUGCAUCCCCACCCUACGGCCCCUCUCCCGCCCGUCGCACUACUCCGCCAACACCACCGGCCCCCGCGAGUCCUUCAUGAACCCCUUCCCGCCCCCUUCUGGCGCCGGCGUCCCGCGCAUCAGCACCGCCAACACCGCCGACCGCGGCUCCUCCUCCAUCAGCGGCGAAUCCGACGUCGUCGUCAUCCGCAAACCGCGCUCCAGCUUCUGGCACCGCAGCCGCAAACAAAGCGACAACUCGACCCUUAACGGCGACGUGGACGAGAUCGAGCCGGUGCCCGUGCUCGCGACGGUGAUGCGCACGCCGACGAUACCCGUGACGCUCGUCACGACAGACCCGUCGUCGCCGGCCAGGGUGGAGAUGCCGGUGCUGGAGAUUAAUGGGAUGCGGCGGCCGAGCGAGGCAACGGUUAGUAGUGGCGGCAUGCCACGGCGGACGAGGAGUGUGCGGAGUAGCAUUGUAAGCGACGGGAGCCUGGGCGGGUUCGGCAGGGGGUUGGGAAGGAAUCUGAGUCUGGGGAGGCAUAUGAGUGUUGCGCUGACGGAAAGGGACUCGGAUGAUGAUGUGUAUUAUUUUGGGGUCAGUGAGGAAGAGGUUGACUUGGAGUGCCCGACGCCGCUUAGUCCGCCGCCGAAAAGUCGGCAGUCUCUGUCGGAGAGUCGGUGA